GAAACAGAUCUUCUUCCAUAUCUGGGCCCAAUAGACGGCACACGGGGCUUCUCCUGCAGUGGCCAAAGAGCCGCUGUGGUGUUACUGCAGAGUGCAAAAGAAGCGACAACUUUCAACCACUUGUUUGUUCUGGCUCUGGCCUCUCGCCUGGCUGACCUCACAUCCUGAGAGCAGGGAGACCGGCACCUCCACCGGCAGGGUGGGCACAGCCCAGGCAAUCUGAGCGACUGCCGGGACCUGCUUUCUCUCACUUGAAGAGGACGAGGCAGGAAGGUGGACGGGGAAUGCCAAGGAGACUCGCUCUGCCCCUGAGGUCUCCAAGUGGGUUUCCUGCUAUGGGGGACCCAGAAGAGCUGGGAUAAACCUUGAAGAGCAAGCGGAGAAGGGAAGGCCAUUAAGUGUGGAAAGGAACAUGGAUUCUUGCCGAGAACUUCAACUUUUGCAAUUCCACAAUGGUUUCUGGUAACUUGCCUGUUUGGGUGAUUUUACUUGUACCUCUUGCCUUCUGGGCAUCCGAGAGCCUCCAGAUGGCAUCGCCAGGCACUGCUGAGCCCACAAGCAAACCCGUCCCGGAGCAGCUUCCCAUCCAAACCUUCCAAACCAUUCUGUUGAAACGGCUGGGCUUGCAAAGGCGGCCGGACCCCAAACCCAAACUGCUGGUCCCCCAGUACCUGCUGGAUUUAUACCGAUUUUCCUCGAGACAGCUUCCAGCCUCUCCGAAGGACACCGAGCAACCCUUCCUGGAAGGCCGAGCAGCAGCAGCCAACACCGUGCGCGCCUUCCAUCAUGUUGAGGAUUCGGCUCGUGUCUCUGAAGGCGCAGGAAAUUCGUUCUACUUCCUGUUCAACCUCACCGUGCUGCCCUUGGAGGAGGAGCUGACUGCCCUUGAGUUGCGCCUCUAUCACUCCCCUAAGGAAAGCCAGGGCUUAUACAUCCACGUUUACCACGCCGUGGAUCCCCCACCGGUGGCCCCAAACAAGAGCCGGCUCCUCACGUGCAAAUUUGUGACGCCCAGCCAGCCCAAAUGGGUGAGUUUUGAUGUGACGGCUGCUUUCCAGAAAGCAAGAGAACGGAAGCGUAACCUGGGGCUUCUGGUCGAGGUGCAGCCUUCGAACCGCAGCCAAGAUCUUCCGCGCCAACAGAUUCCCCUCCGUGCAAGGCGCUCUCCCGGCCAAGAGGAAGCUCAGUGGACUCUCGAAAGACCUUUACUGGUCACCUACAGCCAUGACCAAAGAGGGCAACCUCUGACCCACAGAAAAAGGCAAAGCAGAAGUCGCCCCGUUAGAGGCAGAGGAGCGACUAAAGUCCCGGCCUCCACCAGGAAGCACAAGGGCCUGAGGCCGAAGACGAAAAGCAGCGCCAGGUGCAAAAGGCACCGCCUCUUUGUGGAUUUCAAGGCAGUGGGGUGGAACGACUGGAUAAUUGCUCCUAGUGGCUACCAUGCUUUCUACUGCUCGGGGGACUGUCGCUUCCCGCUGGCCGACCACAUGAACUCUUCCAGCCAUGCUGUGGUGCAGACCAUCCUGAACUCGGUGAACUCCAAAGUGCCCAAGGCGUGCUGUGUCCCUACGGAGCUCAGCCCCAUUGCUAUGCUUUACCUAGACCAGAACGAUAUGGUCGUCCUCAAGACCUACCAAGACAUGGUGGUGGAAGGAUGCGGGUGCCGCUAGAAGCCAAAGUGCACAGGAUGGUCUUUUCUCAGUAUUAAAACUAGGUGGGGUGGGAGAAGGUCUCAGUAAAAGUGAUGAUGGACAAUAAAGUUGGGCCUGUCAAAGGCA
Molecule: messenger RNA, 1778 nt
Organism: Pantherophis guttatus
Lineage: Eukaryota; Metazoa; Chordata; Lepidosauria; Squamata; Colubridae
Product: bone morphogenetic protein 2-like
Cellular component (GO): extracellular region
Molecular function (GO): cytokine activity; growth factor activity
Source: RefSeq, a predicted model, not a curated record